AUGAUAAAAGUCGAUGAGAAGUGCUUCUUAAGUUUUGAGAACCCACGAGAAACUCACUUGUUCUUGUAUUCCUUAUAAAUAUCAUCCAUUUGUAGCUUCACUCGUACUCGCACUCACACUUGCACGCUUCUUAAUUCGUUCACUCCACAAAGUAUAUGCAUCUUAAACUUCUCCUCCCAAAGCCCAACAACUUGCAAAAAUUACAUAAAUUCCUAGCCCAAAAAACUUGAUCAGUGAACAAACAUGGGAAGUUCCGUGCGCGUAAAAGAAGCAUCAGUGAUUACACCUUCUGAGCCCACUCCAUCAAGCGUGUUGGCUCUAUCAGCUCUUGAUUCACAACUCUUCCUUCGUUUUACCAUAGAGUAUCUGUUGGUCUACAACCCUUGCCCAGGCCUGGACCAGGCUGCCACCACGGCCCGUUUAAAAGCCGCAUUAGCCCGAGCGCUGGUUCUUUAUUAUCCUUUUGCGGGCCGGGUCAGGCCUAGGCCCGAUGGCCCUGGCCUGGAGGUGGUGUGUGGAGCCCAAGGCGCGGUGUUCAUAGAAGCCUCCGCUGACUGUUACAAUGUUAACGACUUCGAGAAAGCGCCUAAAACAGUUACGCACUGGAGGUCUCUCUUGUCGCUCCACGUGGCAGACGUUCUCAAAGGAUCGCCGCCGUUGGCGGUUCAGCUGACGUGGCUCCGCGACGGCGCCGCCGCACUCGGCGUCGGGAUCAACCACUGCAUCUGCGACGGGAUCGGCAGCGCGGAGUUUCUAAACCACUUCGCCGAGUUAGCCAACGAGAAACGCGAGUUAUUAUUAGGUCUCAGGCCCAAACAAAAACCUGUCUGGGAGCGUCACCUUCUGAACCCGCCGCGUGGGAAGCAGACGCGGGUUGACUCGGCGAGUCACCCCGAGUUCAACCGAGUCGCUGAUUUAUGCAACUUCAUGAGCAAGGUCUCGACGGGGCUUAAACCAACAUCGGUGACCUUCGACAAGAGGAGACUCAACGAGCUUAAGCGACUGGCGCGUUGCACGAGUCAACCAGGCGAGUCGGUGUGUUACACGUCGUUCGAGGUGCUAGCGGCGCACGUGUGGAGAAGCUGGGCGAGAGCAAUAGGGUUUCCGCCGAACCAGAAGCUGAAGCUGGUGUUCAGUGUAAACGUGCGGAACCGGGUUAAACCGGGUUUGCCGGAGGGGUAUUAUGGGAACGCGUUUGUUUUGGGGUGUGCGGAGACGAGUGCAAAGGAGUUGGAGGAAAGAGGGAUCGGGUUCGGGUCGGGUUUGGUGAAGCGGGCAAAGGAGAGGGUGGGGAACGAGCACGUGAGGGAGGUGAUGGAGUUGGUGUGGGAGAGAAAAGCGUGCCCUGACCCGGUUGGGGUGCUGAUAGUGUCGCAGUGGUCUCGGUUAGGGUUGGAGAAGAUUGACGUGGGUAUGGGGAAGCUUCUUCACGUGGGACCCGUGUGCUGCGAUAGGUACUGUUUGUUUUUGCCGCUCAGGGAACACUGUGUGAGUGUCAAGGUCAUGGUGGCUGUCCCCACUCUCGCCGUUGACAAUUACCAGCUUUUCAUGCGCGCGUCGCACCUGUGACUUGUGACGCAAACGUGCUUUUUUUUUUUUAAGAAUUUAAAAUGGUGUCCAAAAUUUUAUAAUAAUUAUAAUCUACGUAUUUUACUCAAUUAAUGGAACUGAACUUUUCACCUUAAA
Messenger RNA from Glycine soja, 1686 nucleotides. RefSeq names its product omega-hydroxypalmitate O-feruloyl transferase-like. The record is from RefSeq and is a predicted model, not a curated record. NCBI's taxonomy places the organism in Eukaryota, Viridiplantae, Streptophyta, Magnoliopsida, Fabales, Fabaceae. The coding region runs from base 244 to 1569 and encodes 441 amino acids. The transcript has a single exon.